Molecule: messenger RNA, 2360 nt
Organism: Brassicogethes aeneus
Lineage: Eukaryota; Metazoa; Arthropoda; Insecta; Coleoptera; Nitidulidae
Source: the annotation of a GenBank genome assembly
UGGCAAUACGAUUUAAAUAAACAUUUUUGACGUAAUUGUCACCAUUAACAUUGCCCGUUAUUAAUUUUAAUUAAACUUAACAAUUAUUGAUAAUUUAAAAUAUUAAAAUUACUUAAAAAUAUGAUUUUGUUAAGAAAAUAUUUUAUUUUUUGAUUUUUUUUAUUACUAUAAUUGCAAAAUUUUAUCACAAAGUAUUAAAAAUACCUAAACGGGAAAUGUUAAUGGUGACAAUUACGUAAUGUUCAUCUUCUACGGGAGGAAGGAAGGAAGGAAGGAAGGCAAUCUAUAAUUCAGGCUUUAUGUUCUGUGGUUUAACCAUUUCCCUCAACGGUUUAACGCAAAGAUUAAAGACUUAACGAACAAAAUGUCGAAUCAAAUAAUACAGGUAGUUAAAAAUAUAAAUCCAAUUUAAAAAAUAAUAAAUACCUUUUUUUUUCUUUAAUUUUAUAGAAUGUAGUGAAUGUAAUAUUCAGCAGCGAUUCUGAAAAUACUAGUUUAAUCGUAUCGUAUCAUCGUAAUCGUAAAUUACUAUUUACAUAGUCAUACCUACAAUUGUAGGUAUUCUAGUCGCCGAAUGAAUCGUUCAAUUUGAAAUCCGAAUGAAAAUAUGCGAUUAAUAAUCGCGGAUUACUUAAUUCGAAAAUAAACGGCGAUUAUAAAUCGCAUACUUUCAUUCGAAUUAUCAAUUCGAUUAAAUUAUUCCGAUAUUGAAAUCCGAAUGAAAGUAUGCGAUUUAUAAUCGCCGAUUAUUUAAUCGAAUUAUCAUCCGAUUAUUGAAAUAAUCGUAUCGGAUAUAAUCGGUUAUUGAUAUAAUCCGAUUAUGCCCAUCACUAAUAUUGUUUUAAUUUUCUUCUGUUUUGUUUGAUAGAAAGUGUACAACCUCACUUUUUGGCGUGCAUCUAUCCCCACCACCAAGUAAUCAAAAUUUCUCAUUUGUAAGUGUGCUCCGGAGGUUGUGCUUGAUCGGUAAGGGGGGAGGUAAAAUUCUCACUUUGGCUUACCUGUCAUUUUGCAAAUGGAACGGUCUCUAAAGUGAGAUAAACCAAGGUGAGAUCGUUGAUUGGAGUUUGGCACACAUUUCUUGCAAAAUAGGCUAAUCUACGACAGUUCCCUAUUUUUCGUUGUAUUAACAUUGUAAAAGUAAGUAAACAUACGUUUAAUUUGUUGUUUGAAAAUUUAAAAAGGCUUUCUACUGUUUUUUACAGCUUUCCCAAGUUUUUUUGCACAAUGGAGCAAAUAGGCGUUAAAAAAGAACUAGUGGACGAUUACAAAGGAGAUAUUUCAGUGAAUUAUAAUAAACCAAGUACUGCUGCUGACCAGGAAAUGCCUUCAACUUCUGGGAUAGCAAUAAAACAAGAACUUGCACAAGAAUUGGAUGAAGUGGAUUUUGAUGGAGCUGAGCAAGUCAAACUAAAAUUUGAAGCUGAAGAUGAAAUGUUUCUUGAUAAAGGUUUUUACUACAGAAUGGAUCAGACCAGUUCCUGUCCCAAGGAAGCUUCUUCACAAUACAUAUCAUAUUCUGCAAAACCUAUUGAAGAUAAAAAAACACAGGACUUAAGAAAAUUAUUAUCUGAAUGGAACCAAGAAUUUCUUGUGGAGCACCUAGUUGCACAAAAGGUUUUCGUUGAUGUGUUAAUGGUUAUCAAACAUCACCACAUUGAACGUCUUUUAAAAAAUUUUAAGAUGGGGACCCAAAUUCUGUUUGAGCACAAAUUGGAAGAAUGGAGGCAGUCCAUUGGAAUGCCAAUAGGUCACUAUUAUAGUGGUGAUGUGUUAUCAAAACCAUUAUCUUCAUCUCCAUUGUCUCCACCAGCAUCUUCGUGUGCUUCGAGGGCUUCGACUCCACCGCGCCAUGAACCGCGCUUCGCACCGUAUUCCAUCCCUAAUAAGCAGCCGGACAAUUGCGACAUAUUUUUAUUCAAUAUACUAAGCGAAACUCCCAAAGGUGCCAUGCUUGUGGAGUAUUACAAUAAAUUCCUAAAGUUUCAAGACGAUCAGCGGACCUCGUUGAUAAACUUGGUGGCCCAAUUCUUCGAAGAUAAAGGCGUUCCAAUCACCUUGGCGAUCAGCUAUAGACUGGAAAAGGAAAUUCUGGACAGAUUUCCAAAUGAAAAAUUGGAGUACUAUCGUUCCAGCAAGAGAGGAAGAAUUUAUAACAAAUAUUGCAAUUUAAAAACUUCUUUUAAGGCCGCCGUCGGUAAACAUUUUGUCGAUGAAACAUCAAAAAAAAAGUCUACCAAGAAGUGUAGAAUUGAAAAAACAUUUGGUAAUUCGUUUUUUGUGGAUAUGGGUGAAUAUAUUGAGAUGUCCCCCAAGUGAAAAUGAUUAUUUUUUAUUUUUGGUUGUUUCACUGUUAGUCU